Molecule: messenger RNA, 1293 nt
Organism: Microbotryum saponariae
Lineage: Eukaryota; Fungi; Basidiomycota; Microbotryomycetes; Microbotryales; Microbotryaceae
Source: the annotation of a GenBank genome assembly
AUGGCACCCGCGGCGAGGUUGACCCUGCCCGCCGGGACGCGCCUCCCGACCUUUCACAUCGCACCGCCGCACUUCAGGGUACAGGGAUGGGAUCCUCUCUUGAUCAUUGCUCAGGUGAGUUAAACUCGCUUUCUUUGACGGUCCAAUGGAGAAUGACGCUGAACACCUCUUCUGCGCCCGCCCAGAUCGUCACGCUCCAGACGCUGCACUACCUCACCUUGGCCCUCCUGCUCCCUCCUUUGCUCUCAAGAUUCGCGUCAUCCACUCUACUCGGAUACGAGGGAGGUCCUUCCUCCGUCUCGGUUGUCAUGGAUUGGCGCGAGUUCAUCGGCCGCCCCACGACCUCGCUGCCGACUCGGAGAUCUCUCCCCGCCGGACUGGUCGGACUCGAUGUCUUUCAGGCCGUUUCGACUUCUGGUGCAUGGGGAUUGAAAACCUUGAUCGCGAAAGGCGAUGGGAAAGCGGUGCAUGUCGGUGUCAAGGAAAUUGAGGAGGGUCUCGUCAGGGUACUCGAGUAUGAUCAGUUCAGGGGUUGGGUCGUCGCGAUCGCUUGGUGCAUCACCGCUAUGAUCGAGUCAGUUGCAUCGACUUGUUUCUUGUUGCUCUUAGCUCGUGCUAAUCUUCGGUUUGGAUCUCUCAUUGCACAGCGUCUUUUACCUGUAUCACUUUGUCCGACGGCCAACCCACAUCCUCGACUCGUCCCUCACGCUCCUCUUCAACCAUCUCAUCCUCACAACCUACUACUCGUCCCAAUUCCCUACCUCCUUCUUCUUCUACUUCAUUCUCAUCGGCUCCAGCGUCGCUCAAAUCGUUCUUGCCGAACAGAUGUGCGUUCGGAGGGAAAUGAAGGAAGGGUUUUCUUUCGACGAGAACGGUUCGAACAGUUCGGCCUCACCUGAUGUGAAUAUGAAUGGAGGAGGAGGAAGGUUAGGUAACAGCAUCAGUGGAGGAUCGAACGGGAAGGGCUCAACGGACGCAGUGACGACACCCUUGUUGAGGAAUAACCUGUCCCCGAACCCUUCUGAACCAUUAAGGAGAACGUCCAGUCCGAAUCCGAUCACGAAACAUUCGGACGAACAACACGAAAUGAGCGUCUUUUCCAGCCCUUCAUCUAUUACACCUCAAUCGCAUUCACAUACAAAAUCGUUCGGUGCGGGAGUCGGGACGUCGACGGGCAAGAAAUCGCAUUCGAAGCACUUGAGUUUGACUACGGCAGUGCAAUCCGUUCUUGGCGCAGGCAGUGGUGGUGGAGGAGGGAUGGUCUCGAGUCCUAUCUCGAUGAAAGGGGGGUAA